AUGACGCGACCUCCACAAAGACCCAUCAAGCGACUUCUCAUCGCGAAUAGGGGAGAGAUAGCAGCACGAAUUAUCUCUUCAGCGCGAGAACUCGACAUUGAGACGUUCGCAAUCUACGUAUCAGGCGACGACUCGCAUGCCGUCCGAGCAAGCCAUGCGAUCAAGCUAUCAUCAGCUUCAUCCUUCAUGAGUAUUGAUGAUCUUGUCGGCAUCAUCAAAAAGCACCAAAUCGAUGCUGUACAUCCAGGAUAUGGCUUUCUGUCAGAGUCCGAAGACUUCUCAAAGAGAGUCUGGGAAGAAACUGGCGCCGUAGUUGUCGGUCCUGGAUGGGGUAUCUUGGGAAAUACUGGAGAUAAGCUAAAAGCGAGAGAGCUUGCUCAACAAUACGUCCAACGCUUCGCAUCGGAAGUCGGCUUCCCAAUCAUGGUCAAAGCAGUAGACGGAGGCGGCGGCCGCGGAAUACGUCUCAUUCGCAGCCAAGACCAGCUUGCUUCUUUAGUGAAAAGAGCAGUCGAAGAAAGCCCAUCCAAGCAAGUCUUUGCAGAGAAGGCUGCAGUCGAUGGCUUCCGGCAUGUCGAAGUACAGACCAUCGGGGACGGUACCGGAAACGUAACGCAUCUCUGGGAACGCGAAUGCAGCAUUCAGAGAAGAUAUCAGAAGAUUGUUGAGCUUGCGCCCAGCGUUGUGCCUGACCGGAAGCUGAUCGCGAAGGUCAUCGAAAAUGCUUUGAAAAUGGCGAAACAUAUACAAUAUUUCUCUCUCGGCACCUUUGAGUUUCUCGUGAAUCCAUCAACGAAAGAGUACUACUUUUUGGAGGUCAACCCUCGCUUACAAGUCGAGCACACGAUCACGGAGUCCAUCUCUAUGACUGAUAUCGUCAAGGCACAGCUACUACUCUCCCAGGGUGCAUCUCUGAAUGACUGCGGUCUACCAACAGCGGAACGAGAUCCGGAAAUGCCUCCUCCAGCGCAUUCAGUUCAACUACGUAUUACAGCGGAGAAUGUUCAGACUGAUUGGUCAUUAUCGAUUGGCAAGAUCACCUCUUCUCAGUUCCCUUCCGGAAACGGCAUUCGGGUUGACACGCAUCUCACCAGCGGUCGACCCGCCGUAGUAUCUGCAGAUUUCGACAGUCUGAUCGCAAAGGUCGUUGUAACGGCGUCAUCGUGGAAGGACACCGUUCGAAAAGCACAACGAGCGUUGGAUGAUACGCAGAUCGCAGGAGUAAAGACAAACCUCGACAUGUUGAAAGCCAUCGUCGCUCACCCAGACUUUCUAAACGGACAAUGCGACACGCAAUGGCUAGAAAGCAAACAAACCGAGCUGCUCCAAUCAAGCCAAGACAUCGCUUCAUUGCGUUCAGAAACGUUGAACUCAGACAUCGCGCCAUCCUCCUCAACAGCUUCAGUCUCAACAGCCAACACCCUCUUCCGAAAAGGUGACGCUUGGUCCGUUUCGAUCUCUACUCCAACCACAAAAGCGAACGAGAAACCACCACCCCACCACCUCGAACUAACCCGCGUCCUGCGCAACGACUUCCCCACGUCCCUCAGCGCAGAACUCUCCUUCACUACGCCCUCAACAGCUUCGUCUACCAUGCCCCAAACAACACCCUACACCAUAACCCUUUCUUCAACGUCCGCCAGCGCAUCAGCCGCAACGUCACAUCAUAGACGAGGGAACCCGAGUGAUCCUUCACACAUCAGUAUCCCAUUCCCGGGAAAACUGGUAGAAGUGUUAGUUGACGAGGGCGAUGUGGUGAAAGAAGGAGACGUGGUUUGCGUGGUGCAGCAGAUGAAAAUGGAGCUAGAAGUACGCAGUCCACGGAGUGGGCGUGUAACGUGGGUUACCGAAGCGGAGGAUGGGGAGGACGUGGCUGAGGGAGUGUUGGCUGCUAUUGUGGAAAGCUCUCAGGAAACUCGUCUUUGA
Messenger RNA from Alternaria viburni, 1926 nucleotides. RefSeq lists its product as uncharacterized. Gene Ontology annotation, molecular function: metal ion binding; ATP binding. The record is from RefSeq and is a predicted model, not a curated record. The coding region runs from base 1 to 1926 and encodes 641 amino acids. The transcript is spliced from 4 exons. NCBI's taxonomy places the organism in Eukaryota, Fungi, Ascomycota, Dothideomycetes, Pleosporales, Pleosporaceae.